This is a messenger RNA of Entamoeba invadens IP1, 783 nucleotides long. RefSeq lists its product as hypothetical. The record is from RefSeq and is a predicted model, not a curated record. The transcript has a single exon. NCBI's taxonomy places the organism in Eukaryota, Evosea, Mastigamoebida, Endamoebidae. Bases 1 to 783 code for a protein of 260 amino acids.
AUGGCAACGGAAGAAAUAGACAUACAAGGACAAACGAAUAUCCCAGAAGAGGCUUCUCAACAAGAAGAAGCAUCUGAAGAAGAAGUUGUUGAAUUUGGACACAAAGCACAACCAAUUCGUAACAGUGACGAUCUAGUUGGCUUAUAUAUUGAAGUUGAUAAAGAAAAGUACAAAGUGACUGCUAAGUUGAGCGAAGCUGUGAGGAAGCUUGACGGAGACAUUCUGGUGAUGUUAUACACCUAUCGACGUGAAAAAGAUAAGAACUACAUCGAGUAUCAAAGAGUGACGGAAGAAAGUCAAGAAGUAACGUUUACGACAUUAGUCCCAAGGGGUAUCUAUGACAUCAGAGUGUGCAGAUGUGAGUUCAAGAAGUCGCCUGAAUUGACGGAGCCGAGUAUAUUCAAGUAUGAGUGUUUGUACUGCCAAAGUGGAUUUAUAGUCGGAAACCCCGUCAAAAUCACAACAAAAGUCGACGAUGAACACAGUCAAUUGUACGUCGAGUUGCCCUUUGCAGCGAAAGAAGGAGACUAUAUUGGGAUAUUCAAUGUGAAUACUAAUAGUAUGAGGUGUGGAAAUAUGGUUGGGAAAAAGCCAUAUGAUUUUGGAGAGGGAAGUAUCGGGAAAUACUUCACAUUCGACCCAAAAACAGUGGGCAAAGAUGAAAUGUAUGAAGUUCGGUUCUUCGAAAAAGACUCGUGCAUCAGAAAUAAGAUCGACCAUUCGUUCAUUCCAUACGCUAUAUCUCAACCUUUCUUUUUGCUCACUAAGACUUCCUCAGAGUGA